UGAGCGCUCAUCGCGCUGUGUGCAUUACUGUACAAGCUUCACACGAGCAACAAGAUAUAACCCUGGACAUGACAGACGAAAAGCGAUGAAUCAUAUCGGAUUAGCAUGGGAACUGCCGUGUCCAAGAGGAAGAAUUUAAGGAAUGAUGCGAUUUCCUCUGUUGCAGCAAAAGUUAGAGCAGCUCGAGCAUUUGGAGAAUACUUGUCGCAUUCCCACCCAGAGAAUCGCAACGGAUCAGACCACUUGCUGUCUGACGCCUUCAUCAGCCAGGACUCCAACUCUCCAGACAUCAGUCACCUGCACAACAAUAAUAGCCUGCACCCUCACCCCAGAGUAGGUCACGUAGCCAAGCCCAGCCAAGAGCAGCCUCAGUCGGGUAGCCUGCCUGCACCUCCUCCUGCUAGCUGCAAGUGUCGGCUCUCUGUGGAGCCCAGCCUUUCUUCUGAAGACCGGUCCCAAGCCCAAACCCCGCAGGAGCAGCCCCGGUGUGCGGAGAGCUCAGUCAAGCCAGCGCGGGUCUACACCAUCACGUGUGAGGGCGGUAUGCUUGCUGCGAGGCCUAGCGAGGAAAGCCUGGAGCUCGAGGUCCUUAAGGGCAGCACUGAGCCGACAAGGUCGUCCAGCCCACCCCAGGCACGCGGCGGUCAUCACCGCGGCAGCCAUCGCCGCGGCAACCACACCCACACCCACACCCACCACCACAAUUACAGCCCUUCACCUAAGUCGCAGCCCCUGCAGAACACAGGCAGCACCCACAACAUCCGGGACUGGGGCUCCAGGCGGAGUGGCUCACGGGAGGACAGCACCCCGGACCGCGCAGCCUUCAGCCGGCCACCGUACCGCUGCCAGCGUUCCCUGGACCUGGAGACGUCUCCCCGCAAUGGGGGCAAACACCGUAAAAAGCUGGAGAGGAUGUACAGUGAAGAUCGAGUGUCCGCAGAGGAGCGAGAAGAGCAUGCAAACAACUGGUUCCCCAAAGAGAACAUGUUCAGCUUCCAGACAGCCACCACCACAAUGCAAGCAAUAUCAAACUUCCGGAAGCAACUCAGGAUGGUGGGGAGCAGGCGGAUGAAAUCCCAAUCAUUCGCCGAUCGCAAAGUGAAGAGCUUCAGCCGCUCCUGGAGUGACCCCACCCCUAUCAAGCCUGACUCGCUUCACGACUCCAGAGACAGUGGGGAACUGCAGGCUUCCUCGGGUACUCUAGAUGAGGGAGAGUACGAUGAUGUGGACUGGGAGGAGCAGAAAGAACUGGAGCGUUUGGCGUGCGAGGGUGAUGAUUUCAUCCCUCCUAAAAUAAUGCUGAUUUCAUCCAAGGUUCCGAAGGCGGAGUAUGUGCCCAACAUCAUACGCAGGAACGACCCCUCCAUUAUCCCCAUCCUCUACGACCAUGAGCAUGCUACCUUUGACGACAUACUGGAGGAGAUUGAGAAGAAACUCACCGCCUACAGAAAAGGCUGCAAAAUCUGGAACAUGCUCAUCUACUGUCAGGGAGGGCCUGGACACCUCUAUCUGCUAAAGAACAAAGUGGCCACAUUUGCUAAAGUGGAGAAAGAGGAGGACAUGAUUCAGUUCUGGAAGAAGCUGGGCCGUCUCAUGAGUUUGCUCAACCCUCAACCAAAUCUCAUUCACAUCAUGGGCUGUUAUGUGCUGGGCAAUGCCAAUGGAGAAAAGCUAUUUCAGAACCUCAAGCGGCUGAUGAGACCAUAUUCCAUUGAGUUUAAGAGUCCUCUGGAGCUGUCUGCACAGGGGAAGGAGAUGAUCGAGCUGUACUUCGACUUCCGUUUGUUCCGCCUGUGGAAGAGCCGGCAGCACUCCAAACUGCUGGACUACGAUGACCUUUUGUGACGCCAAGUCCUCUUUUUAGGGAGCCCCGAAAGAGGCAUGUGUCGAUCUAUUUAGGGCCUGUCUGUGCCCUCGUUCCCAUCUGGAGCCUGGAUCUGAGAGCUCGGAGCUACAGGAGGGGAAGAAGUCGGCGAGGAGGACGAUGGCGCCUGAUGUUGUGUGGCUGUUGGAAUUCUCCACUGUCCCUAACUACUGAAGAGGCGAGGAGAUUCAGCCAAGGUGCUGCUUACGUACCCCUGCCCCAACCUUUUGAACUCUUUGUAGCUGAGAGUGAGAGAUAAAGAGGUAUCAUUUAUCUGUGUGAAGGGAAAGCUGGAAUGCAGGAACACAACUAUCUAUCUAUCUAUCUAUCUAUCUAUCUAUCUAUCUAUCUAUCUAUCUAUCUA
Messenger RNA from Electrophorus electricus (electric eel), 2228 nucleotides. Lineage: Eukaryota; Metazoa; Chordata; Actinopteri; Gymnotiformes; Gymnotidae. The record is from RefSeq and is a predicted model, not a curated record.